Molecule: messenger RNA, 822 nt
Organism: Auanema sp. JU1783
Lineage: Eukaryota; Metazoa; Nematoda; Chromadorea; Rhabditida; Rhabditidae
Source: the annotation of a GenBank genome assembly
AUGGAAUUGAAAGUCAAACUGAAUAAUAAUGAGCUGUGGGAAGAAUUCCAUAAACGAACAACAGAAAUGAUAGUGACCAAGACUGGAAGGAAAAUGUUCCCGAAGCUCGAAUAUUCUAUCUUAGGCAUGGACCCUGAUCUUUCAUAUGGCUUGGUGCUGCAGAUAGAACAAGUCGAUGACAAUAGGUACAAAUUCAGUAAUGGCGAAUGGAAAAGCUGUGGACGUGGAGAAGUUCAAGCUGGAAGCCUUUGCUCCAUCGCUCAUCACGACGGUGUGAUGAAAGGAGAGCAGUGGAUGAAGCAACUGAUUCAUUUCGAGCGAGUAAAGAUCACCAACAAUCCUCUGGAUACCAACCCUAGCCAUGUAUAUCUUCAAUCUAUGCACAAAUAUAUUCCUGUUCUAUCCGUUUAUCAAUUAUCGCCAUUAUCCUCAGAUACUCCUUUCCUCUCCACUACCUCAACGGCUCAUAAAUUGGUUUCGCGAUUCCGUCUCGAAUCAACAGAGUUCAUUGCCGUGACAGCAUAUCAAAAUGAAAAAAUCAAAGAUCUCAAAAUUGAACACAAUCCCUUCGCCAAAGGUUUUCGUGACGGAGGAGAUAGAAAGAGGAUAUCAUCAGCAGCUGAUGAUUUGAUAGUGCCUGCCAUCAAGCGAUCACCACCCUCUCCCUUAACAUCAGUCGGAGCAGCCGCAUUAGGAACAUCAGCAGUAACAUUCAGUUCUCCCAUUAUGCCAGUUAUGAAUCCAUUAUGGUAUUCCUAUUGGAAUCCCUAUAUAUUCAAUCCCAUGCUCUCUCCUUAUCGCUUUGAUUUAACUAAGCAAUGA